AUGGCUUCGACAGAAGAGAAAUCUUCAAGUGGGUCCCCAGCACUUUACCAUAAGUCAUUCAACAAGAAUGCAGAUCCUUUCUACCCAUCGAACUACAUGUGCUCAUACUUGAUUAAAUGCACUAACAUACCAAGUUCAGUAGAUGUUGAUCAAUUCCGGGAGUUAGUGGACUCAAUAAUAGGCACAAAUUUUUCUGAAAAUGAUGCUACAGACUACCGUGUUACUAAGUUCAUGAAAAAUAAGAGUAAUGUGAAUGAAAUUUUUGCAAUCUUGGAAAGCCCGCACCAAGAUCUAUUUGCCCAAUUGAAAGAAAUACUUAACGGAUAUUAUUGGAUAGAUAGAGCACUCAAUGCAAAGCUACAGACACGUUAUUCAGAAUCUGCUCUGAGGCUGAAUUAUCUAACCAAUUUUGGAUACUUCAAUCCCUACUAUCCUAAAUUUCUGCUUCCUUAUGAUUACAUGUAUUCCCAACAAGGAGUUAAUUCUAACUAUCCUCAUUUCAAUAACACAAGCCCUAGCAGCCAUUUAAGCAGAAGAUCUUCCGUGCAGUCAAAUGAUACGAUGCGAUCAUCACGCACCAACAGCAUGAACCAUUCCACUAAACCUGUUCCUCCAUUCUUGAUUAAUCUAGUAAAUCAAAGUAGUGGUGAUCUUGAAAAUGAUGUUGCUCCAUCAGAAGAAGAUACUGAAUAUUGCUCGGAUCCAGAGCAAUCGUCGACAAAUGAAUUUAUGGUUGUUGAAGGCGAAGAAGGUCAGCCAAUUAAGGUGAAUCCAUGUAGGCUAUUUGUCGGAAAUGUACCGUACACUUCUACUUGGACGUCGUUAAAGAAUUUUCUUCUAACGAGAUCCAAGGAACUAGAUUCCAAUAGUAACAUACAAUUACUAAGGGUUGAAAUCCCCAUGCAAUCACCCUCAAACACCAUGUCUAACACAGGCUCAGGAAAAGUCCAUUCAAUGCUCAACUUUCCUAUGUCGGAUAAGUCUAAAAUGAGAGGAGGUAGUCUGUUAAUGGGCGAAGAAAUGAAUAAAAGUAGAGGUUUUGCUAUUGUGACGACAGCAAACAAAGCCUCUUCCGACAAACUCAUAAAAUAUUUUGACGAUGCUGAGUUUGAAGGUCGAUCUCUUACCGUGAGAUACGACAAAUUCCCAGAUUAUAACAAUUAUGUUCUUCAACAAUUAUACCCUUACAAUAAUUCCAAAUUCAAUGGUAUUCACAACGCACCAUCCAAUGUCAAUAGCAUCAACAACAAAUCAUCAGUAUUAAGUAAUUUAGCAUUUGAGAGGAAUCUGUUUCAACAAAAGUUUUAUUAUGGCAAUUCUUCUCCUACUCCCGCUUACAUACCAUUUCCAUUUUAUUACAAUAUGGCACCACAACAGACUCAACAUCAAACUCCCUUUGCACAAUAUUAUCCACCAUCUUUUUCUGGAGACUAUAUGGCCGCAUCUAAUUAUCCCAAGCCUUCCACUAUUGAAAAUUCUAAUACAAUCAAAGUUGAUAAUUAUACAAAGGAGAGAGCCAAAGAAUCUGUGCAGGGGUUCAAAGAGAAUGAAGAUUUGGAUGACGAUCAAAAAGCCCGUGAAUUAGUUAAUUCUUUCAGAUCACUUGAAGUCUCUUCGACAAUGUCGUGA
Messenger RNA from Priceomyces carsonii, 1629 nucleotides. RefSeq lists its product as uncharacterized. Gene Ontology annotation, biological process: nuclear mRNA surveillance; poly(A)+ mRNA export from nucleus. NCBI's taxonomy places the organism in Eukaryota, Fungi, Ascomycota, Pichiomycetes, Serinales, Debaryomycetaceae. The record is from RefSeq and is a predicted model, not a curated record. The coding region runs from base 1 to 1629 and encodes 542 amino acids. Gene Ontology annotation, cellular component: ribonucleoprotein complex; nucleus; cytoplasm. Gene Ontology annotation, molecular function: mRNA binding. The transcript has a single exon.